UAUUUUAUGGUGUCGUGCUAGCACAAAAUUUUAAAAACUAAUAUAAUUAUCAUCAUAUUUCGCAAUAAUUGUAUAAAAAUAUUCGAAAUUCUGCCUUUUAUCCAAUAUUCUAGAUGUAAAUUCAACACUUUAUCGCUAAAAUGGCAGGUGUUUUCGAUUUGGAACUACAUGAUGUUGAAACAGUAGAAGUGGAUGAUUCAGACGAUGCAAUUGAAAUUGAAGAGGAUGAAUAUGAUCAAAAUCCUAAUAUUAAUGCCAUUGUUGAAACCGAUGACACUGAAACAGUUCAACUGACAGAACAAAUUGUGAAUCCUGGUCAGGAAAAGACUGGUCCUCAAGACUUUGAACUACGCAAAGUCCUUGGCAAAGGAGGUUAUGGAAAAGUGUUUCAAGUUAGAAAAAUUACUGGCAAAGACACCAAUACUGUUUUUGCUAUGAAGGUACUCCGUAAAGCUUCCAUAGUUAGAAAUCAAAAAGAUACUGCCCACACAAAAGCAGAAAGAAAUAUUUUAGAAGAAGUUAAGCAUCCUUUUAUAGUGGAUUUGAUAUAUGCCUUCCAAACUGGUGGAAAAUUGUACUUAAUCUUAGAAUAUCUUAGUGGUGGUGAACUUUUUAUGCAUCUAGAAAGAGAAGGAAUAUUUUUAGAAGACACUGCUUGCUUUUAUUUAUCUGAAAUAAUUCUCGCCUUAGAACACUUGCAUGGACAAGGAAUUAUAUAUAGAGACCUUAAGCCUGAAAAUAUUUUAUUAGAUGCUCAGGGACAUGUUAAAUUGACAGAUUUCGGUUUGUGUAAAGAACACAUCAACGAAGGAAUACUUACUCAUACUUUUUGUGGAACAAUCGAAUAUAUGGCUCCAGAAAUAUUGACAAGACAUGGUCAUGGAAAAGAGGUUGAUUGGUGGUCAUUAGGUGCCCUUAUGUAUGAUAUGCUAACUGGUGCUCCUCCUUUUAGUGCCGAAAAUAGGAAAAAGACAAUAGAAAAAAUCUUAAAGGGGAAAUUGAAUCUUCCUCCUUAUUUAACAGGCGAUGCUCGCGAUUUAGUGCGUAAACUGCUGAAGAGGCAGGUGACUGCUAGAUUGGGUGCUGCGCCCGAAGAUGCCGGCGCAGUUAAACGUCAUCAAUUCUUCAAACACAUUGUAUGGGAAGACGUUCUGCGAAGGAAAUAUGAACCUCCAUUUAAACCUAGCCUUACAAGUGACGAUGAUGUCUCUCAAUUUGAUACAAGGUUUACAAAACAAACGCCAGUGGAUUCUCCAGAUGAAUCUACGCUUAGUGAAAGUGCCAACUUAAUAUUUCAGGGAUUCACAUAUAUAGCACCAUCUGUAUUGGAAGAAAUUUAUAAACCAACUGUAGUUAAAGCCAGAUCUCCUCGUAAAUCCGGUUCGUAUAGGCCGCACUUCGGUUUCCAUCCCACACAGCAUAGUAGUAAUGUCUUAGAUCCUAAUAAUUAUGCGGGUACAACCUCCUCACACGCAAAUCACCACCAUGCGCAUCAUGGGCCUCCACACCAUCCUCAUGCCCAUCAUCAUAAUCCUUUUGCCGCAAAUACGUUCAAUUUGGCGCCCAUGGCGGUCGCAGAUGAAAUGAUGGAAGUCAGCAGUGGAUUACCACAUGUAUAGUGUACUGUUCGUCUUUUUUAAAUAAGAAUGAUAGAAAGAUAUUUGAUAGGAAACCGAUUUAAUAGUUCAAUUUUGUUUUUUUUAUAUAUAAUUAUUAUUUAAUUGACAAAGGUGUCAAAUUUUCUCUUAGCAUACGACAAUGCAAUACCAAAUAAUCGAUAAAUCUAUAAUAGUCUAGAUUUUCAUAUUUAAUUUUAUUAUGAUAUUGAUAAACAUGUUUUUAAUUAUUCAUUUGAAAAGUAUUAAAAGAGUAAAAUUGGAAAAACUGGGUUCUAUUUUUGCAUAAUUUGUUUUUUUUUUUAUUUAAUACUACUCCAUACUGCCAAAUAGGUAUUCAUAUAUAGAUAAUCUUUUAGUACUUACAUGCAGUAGAACCCAUGUUUUCAAAAAUUCUAGCUAACUAGAAUAUCCUCUUUAUUGAAUUACAAAGAGUGAUCCACAAAAAAAUGUUUCUAAAGUAGGCUAUGACUGACAAAGAUAGAUACGAGUCAUAUUCGUUAUAAGUACGCAUGGCUCUGAAUUAAAUUCAAACUGGCAUUUAGAAUAAACCAAGAAUUGUACGCUCUGACAUUUGUAAUUUUUCCAUGGCUGACUUUAAAAACAUUUUUAUGGAUCACUCCAUAUUAUAGAAAACGAGGGUGAAUCAAACAAUAAUUUUUUAUUAAGUAAUUUAUUGAAGCAUAG
Psylliodes chrysocephalus is the source of this 2303-nucleotide messenger RNA. Lineage: Eukaryota; Metazoa; Arthropoda; Insecta; Coleoptera; Chrysomelidae. The record is from the annotation of a GenBank genome assembly.